CAAGACCAAAAACCCUAACCAGCAUUAACUGUACUCCCUUUUCUUCCCCAUUUCUUCUGUAGAUCGAAAAGGAACCCUAGAAAUGGCUUUCCUCUCCCGCAUCCGUACAUCGUCAUCUCUCCUCCGAAACCUUCCUUCUCCUCCGCCUCACACCCGCCAUCUCUCCGCCUCCCCGUCGGCGAUUCUCUCGCCGGACUCCAAGACUCCGCUCACCAGCAAGCAGAAGAGCCGCGCUGCUCUCUCCCUCCUCAAGUUCGAGAAGGACCCUGAUCGCAUCAUCGAGAUCUGCCGCGCCGCUGAGCUCACGCCGGAAUCCCAUCUCGACCGCAUCUCCUUCUCCCACGCUGUCGAGGCUCUUGCGAAGGAGAAACAGUUCGCCGCUGUGUCGCAGCUCCUCGAUGGGUUCAUUCAGACCCGACCCGAUCUCAAAUCAGAACGCUUCGCUUCUCACGCCAUCGUUCUGUACGGUCAGGCGAAUAUGCUCGAUCACGCUUUACGGACGUUCUGUGAGCUUGAGCAGCUCGGGAUUCGUAGGACGGUGACGUCUCUGAAUGCUCUUAUUUUUGCGUGCUUAGUGGCUAAGGAUUACAAAGAAGCGAAACGGGUCUACAUCGAGAUGCCGAAGAUGUAUGGCAUUGAGCCUGAUCUUGAAACUUAUAACCGCAUGAUCAAAGUGUUCUGCGAAUCAGGGUCUGCAAGCUCGUCCUAUUCCAUCGUUGCAGAGAUGGAAAGGAAAGGGAUACAGCCGACGAGGACGAGUUUCGGGCUCAUGAUUGCUGGUUUUUACCAGGAGGACAAGCGUGAUGACGUCGGAAAAGUGUUGCAGAUGAUGAAAGAACGCGGGCUUAGUGUCGGUGUCAGUACAUACAACAUAAGGAUUCAGAGUUUGUGUAAACGGAGGAAAUCCGCAGAGGCGAAGGCUCUACUUGAUGGGAUGUUGUCUAGUGGGAUAAAACCGAAUUCUGUGACAUAUUGCCAUUUGAUUCACGGGUUUUGCAGGGAAGAUAAUCUGGAUGAGGCGAAGAGAUUGUUUAAGACAAUGGUGAACAGGGGAUGCAAGCCGGAUAGCGAAUGCUACUUCACCCUGAUAUAUUACUUGUGCAAAGGUGGGGACUUUGAGACAGCCUUGAGCCUUUGUCGGGAGAGUAUGGAGAAGAAUUGGGUUCCUGGUUUCACCAUCAUGAAGUCUCUUGUUAACGGGCUUGCAAGCAGUUCAAAGGUUGAUGAGGCAAAGGAGCUCAUUGCACAAGUAAAGGAGAAGUUUUCGAGGAACACCGAGUUGUGGGAUGAAGUUGAAGCUGCUUUGCCUCAAUGAACAAUGAUGAGAGUUAGUUUCGAAAUUAGGCUUUGGAGUUCAGAGAUUGGUAAUCAUAAAGCAAUCCUUCUUUGAAAUUUUCAAAUCUUUGUUGUUUCACUCAAAUCUGUGUUUGGAAGUUUUGCUUGUCGAUGAUGAAUAAUUUGUUGCUGGUCAGCUGGUAAUACUCUCUUUAGCAAUCUGGGUAACUGGAAAUUUCCCAGGCACUGUACA
This is a messenger RNA of Tarenaya hassleriana, 1528 nucleotides long. RefSeq names its product pentatricopeptide repeat-containing protein At1g61870, mitochondrial. The record is from RefSeq and is a predicted model, not a curated record. The transcript has a single exon. The coding region runs from base 83 to 1315 and encodes 410 amino acids. NCBI's taxonomy places the organism in Eukaryota, Viridiplantae, Streptophyta, Magnoliopsida, Brassicales, Cleomaceae. Gene Ontology annotation, molecular function: protein binding.